Molecule: messenger RNA, 4858 nt
Organism: Ochlerotatus camptorhynchus
Lineage: Eukaryota; Metazoa; Arthropoda; Insecta; Diptera; Culicidae
Product: liprin-beta homolog
Exons: 10
Coding region: 659-4858 (1399 amino acids)
Biological process (GO): neuromuscular junction development
Cellular component (GO): presynaptic active zone
Molecular function (GO): protein binding
Source: RefSeq, a predicted model, not a curated record
UCACCGGUCGCGUUGUCUCUGAUGAACCGCGUGCAUGUAAGCCGAGGGAACAACGCAAGGGAAAUGAAUGCCAACAUGCUCGUGAGAGAGCUCAGCGUCUCGUCGUCGUCGCCACUGAAUUCGAACUCGCUGUGCACAUUCGUCAGUUUAGUCUGACAAGUCCGAUGGGACAACAGAACGCGACUUGUAGCUCGCAGCAACGCAGGCGCCGCGUCGCCAUCAUCGUCGUCGUCGUCGUCUGACGUGUUGCGCGUGGUUCUUCGCCCGCGGUGUCUUGGGCAAUUGCGAAAAAUAUUUAUAAACGCGCCUUCAUCUUUCGGCAGAACGUGGCAGCGGUCCCACCUUGGAAGAAGUAUAACAUCGAUUUGGAAAAUUCUACUCUGAUUUUCGAGUUUAAUAGUGUUAUAAAAUUCCUUGUUUGUUUUUCCUGAGAGUGCAUAUCUUCAUGCUGCGUCGAAAGCAUAGAAAUGUUGUCUGUGAAUAUAAAUAAAUGAACAGCCGAAACGCGAAGUGUUGGUUGAUUUUUACGUGUUCCUUUUCCACUGUCGGUGUAUGUGAUUUGUUAUUCUGUUCUCGGCUCGUGGCGUACCAUAAAUACGGGGAAGAAAUUAAUUAGAACAGUGCGCAACACUCGGUCUAGUUUGCGAGAUUAAAAAUAAUGGAAGACGACGAUCUGCAUCAGCAUCGGUCCAUCGGUGCUCCCCGCUGUGACUUUAACCGGCUGAGCACCAUCCGGGAACGUAGCAGUGGCAGUCGCAGCAGCAGCAACAGUGAUGAUUCAGAAUUCUUCUCGGAUCUACCGCUGCCCCCGGUUCCACCAGUGAAAACGGACGAUCAACUGCCCAGAACUCCGUCCGAAGAGUUUCUCUACUCACGGAUGGUAGACUUCGACGAUGAACCUGCGGCAGCGUCCCGGGAAGAUCUCCGGUCCAUCGACAGCGGUACGACCAACACACUGCACAAAGGUUCUUGGAGCUCGGCCAGCUGCUCGGUGGACGAGGGGAUUCUCUACUUGGAUGGCGACGAUGGGGAUUUCGACGAGUGUUCGUCUGCCUACCGAGACAAAUUACCAAUCCUAAGAUCACUGUCUGCGUCACCGGAGCUGCUAUUGCAACAGCAGCAGCAGCGAAGGCGAAAACGGAGGAAAUGCCGCAGACGCAAAGCAGAUGACUCUACGUGCCGUGACGAGGAUUUCACCUGGGUUAACAACCGUUCCGAAGCACCGAAAGCUACGAUCGAUUCGGACCGUCGAUCGACUUCUCACACCACCAUCGGGGGUCGAUCAAGUCGAAGCCACACUCACGGCCAUGAACCCAGCUUAAACCGUAAUCUCCUGAGCCCGGUGCUGGCUCAACCGGGAGCUCUCGGCUGUGGCAAACCUCCUCGCCCCAUGACGGGUAGUCUGGAUAGAAGACGCCAUCUAGGAGCGAAUCGCCACGAGCGGGACUCCAAAAGUCGAAGCACCCACUCGCUCAAAGACAAGUUCUCUUCCUCCGAACUCCAACAACAGGACUCCCACUCCAGCAAUCUGAGCUUGAACUCCAAAGGUAAAUCCUCCAGCAAGCGAUCGACCAGUGCGAAAGGAUCGAAUGAUAAACUUUGGAAUUUUCAAGAACACCACAAUGACUCCGGAAUCUACCACAACUACAACAGCAGUGGAAGUAGCCAUCACCACCACCACAACAACCACAACAACAACAACAACAACAUCAAUAACAAUGGUCAAAGGCAGAGCCCGGGGAUAUGGGAACCUCCACCGCCACCACCAGUUUCUCACUGGGAUCCGCACUACUACUGGAACUGGAACAACCACCACCAGAGCCGAGAGGAGCUGCGGCUGAUCGACUACCACCGCCGACAACAGGCGGAACUGUAUCGCUACGGCAGCAACGGAGCCCUUAGCAGCACCCAGGACUUAUCGUGCUCCAGUGGAUGCUGCAAUCGUGCUUACUACCCACCACAGCCACCGCCCUGUUGCUCUUGCGAGCACAGCCGACCCAUGUGGGGCAAGGACUGUCAGGUUGGCACUAUUAGACGUCAGGACACGGACGAGCGACUGCGCCGGUUGCAAUCGGACAAGGAAGCCAUGGCCCUGCAGGUCAAGGUACUGACCGAGCAGGUCCAGACGCAGGGCACCAAGAUCGCCGAUCUGGAGCGGACCGUCAGCGAGAAGAACCAGCUGCUCUCGAAUGCGGACGACCUACUGCAGCGAGUAAGCCAAUUUGCCAAAACCGUUGGCAUCCAGAUUGACAAACAGAAAGAAAUGCUCUCCCGAUCGUCACUGGAAACGCAAAAAUUGGAGCUAAUGUCCGCCAUGAGUGAACUGAAGCUGCAGCAAGCCGCCUUGGAACGGGAAAACCUGGAGCUGCGAUCUAGUCUGAUCAACGGAACCCCCCUCAGCAAUGGCAACCACCUGAACGGGGGCAUCCUCAAUAGCAAUACCCUGAACAACAACAACAACAGCAACAGCAUUGCAGCUAGUCUUCUGCGACGGACCGGUCGAAUGGUAACGUCCACUCCGGGCAACUCAAUCAACUCGUCUCCGCUGCAUCACGGUAGCCACGGUAGUCUACCGCAACAGCAAACGGCCACCUCACCUAGUCCCGUUACACCAAAAACGCCCCCCGCGUCCUACCGGCAGCGGGUGGACCUACACUACAGCAGUCUUCCACGGCAAGCCUUUGCCACAACGCUAUCGACGGCCAGUGGUUCCAGUGCGGGCAGUUCCGGCGGCACCGACGCCAACGCCAACCUGAAGCGCAACGUAGCAUUCGCUAAAACUCUGGUCACCGGUGCCAAUGGCGCGCCACCGAACCGACCUGCGGCUGUAAAUAUGUCUGCAUCGAUGAAUGCCCUCUCGCUGUCCGCUGCGCUUGGUCAGUCCAAUUUAAAAUCGCUGAAACAGACGUCCGCUUCGGCGCAGAACAUCUACUGUUCGGUGGAGCCAUAUGCUCCUUCCGGGAUGAUCGAAUCCAAAUCCGAUCGAUUGAUCGAUUUCGAGCAGGACCAUUCGGAAAGGGCUACCACGGAACCGCCCCCGGGCGGGCCGGCGGACAGUUCCACGAAUUCCACUCCAAAGCUGGCCGCCGCCAGCAGUCCCAUUUUGGAUCGAGAGUUCCACCAGCGAUCCAAAUCGCAGCCACAGCCUUUCUCCGUUUCCGCCGAUCCACUGCAGACGAUGCUGAUUGGGGAGAUUCGUGGAUUUUCCGUGCCAAAUCUAGCCGACUCGGAAACCCUGUCGAACGAUCGCCUGGAUGGGCAAGCUAGUCAACGUAGCUACACGCCGCAGCCUUCGCCGUCGCCGUCGAUGAGUCACAAAAAUCUGAAAGGUUUGAGGAACAUCUUCGGUAAGAUCAAACGAAGCAACAGCGGUACGCUGGAGGACGUCGACCCGGGAGAGUUCAAACGAGGUGGGGUCCGUGCGACGGCCGGAGCAAGGUUGGGAUGGAGUUCAGAGUUCCGACGACCGGAUAAGCCUUUUAAGGAGUGGGACCUGGAAGUACUGUGCCAGUGGUUCGAGCAGAUGGGACUCAGUAUGUACGAGGAAGAGCUUAGACGAUGGCUGAAGGUUGGUGGAGCGCCCGAACUGGUCCGAGCGUCACCCGUGGAUAUUGAAAAGGAGUUGAACCUGAAGAAUCCACUGCACAGGAAGAAGAUCGUGCUGGCGAUCGCCGACCUAACCGAAACCGUCGAUGCGGAUGUGUUGCUCAAGAAUGCGGGCAAACUGGAUACGCCUUGGAUUAUUCGAUGGCUGGAGGAUGUAGGACUGCCGCAGUACAAGGAUAGCUUUAUGGCAGCCAGGAUGGAUGGUCGCAUGCUGCACAAGCUUACUAUGGAUGAUCUAGUCACUUUGCACGUGUCUUCCUGUGUGCAUGUCGCCAGCUUACGGCGAGGCAUUCAGCUGCUGCGGGAGCAAAAAUGGAAUCCGGAUUGCUUCAUUCGACGAUCGAUGGCCGAUGAGGGCAGUGGUACCAAAGAAGACGUUCGGUUGUGGACUUGCUAUCGGGUUAUGGAAUGGCUCCGGGCGGUGGACUUGUCCGAGUACUCACCGAACCUGCGGGGUACUGGUGUCCACGGUGCCCUAAUGAUGUUUGAGGUGAAAUUCACCGCCGAACUGCUAGCCGAACUGCUUAGCAUCCCACCGAGCAAGACACUGCUCCGGAGGCAUCUGGCAACGCAUUUCAAGGAACUCCUGGGAAGAGACAUCAUCCAAGUGAAACGAGACGCAGAGAAUACGCUCGGAUUCCAACCGCUGACGUUGGCUGCCAAAAUCAAGACCCCAAAGAAGUCGCAGUUUUCGCUGAAGCGCAAGAAGAGCUCCAAGGGCGGGGACGAGUGGAGCGACUACGUCUGCCCGAUGGGUGGUGACUCAGGUCAGGAACAUCUUCCUCCCCAGCAACAACAGCAACAAUCAUCAUCGCAUCAAUCACUGUCCACUGCAUCCUCUUCCUCCUCCUCGGUCGCGGCGGCAGCGGCUGCGAGCUCUGCCGACACUUCCGUUGUUACUACUACCAGUGCCACUAGUGCCAGCAACUACCAGCAGCACAAUCAGCAUAGCUACAACUCACAUGCUUCUCCCUACCGCGCUAACACUAAUCCUGUCACUAGCAAUGCAAGCGUGGCUACGACGAAGACUCAAUUCAGUACCUACCCGGACAGCACCAUCAGCAGCAACAGCAGCAGCACAACAACCACGACCUCCGGAGUCGGGUCCGAAGUUGCUUCACAUCAACAACUGCUGAGUAAUGCCUCCUCCAGCAACAGCAACAGCAUCAACAACAAUAAUAAUAACAACAACAACAACGUCGGUUCCGAUUCGCCCACCUCGACGCGCAGCUCAACGACGUCCACAUCCUAG